CACUCCACUCAAAGCUUGAAGACGUACGGCCUCCAUGCAUGCCAGGGUUUGGAGUUGUGUCUUCCUCCUCGUUUCUGCUUUGCUUUCCCCUGAGAAAUGACAUUCUUCUUCGCCUUGCUGCAGCCACCUUCUGCGACUGUGACUGGUGCUUGAUCUGUGGUGACGCCAUCGCCUCAUCAUGGUCGUGAACCUUGGUCCAGAAGGCUGUUCGGAUGGCUCGGAAAGAAGUUGACAUCCACUUGAAGGAAGUAGGGUAUAUCAACUGCUAUGCAUUUUUCAUGGCCUACCUGUUGAUGGCCAUUAGGGGGCUGGGCUACCUCGUCAUUACCUGGUCCACCGUCGUUCUCCUAGGCGGCUUUGUCUUGGAUCUGGGGAAGAAGGACUUUUGGUCCCUCACCAUCAUCACCCUCGUCCUAACACCUCGGGUCUCUGCUGAUGUCGGUCUGAAGGAGAAGCUAAUGGAUAUUUGGUACUCGUUCCAUGGCCUCUACCGUACUAUAUUUGCCACGCUGGACACCAAAAAUUCUAUCACCCUAGCAUAUUGGCCACGCGGACUGCUAGCAGUUGUUGUGUGGUUGUGUCACCUGCUCGUGGCUCCUAUAGUAGUGGGCCCUCUAGCAGCUCUCUACGUGUGUGGGCCGCUGUUGAGCGCCGGGAUUUCUGUGUGGCGUCUAAUAGAACAUGACUACGGCGACGUCAUGAAGGAAGAAGGUUGCUGCAACUGCAUGAAGGAUGAAGAUUCACACCUGCAGCCGGCUCUGAAUGUCUUGUACACACUAGCUCUGUUGCAGGGUUUGCUCUUCUGUUACAGGUUUUACGUGUCUUUUGCGCGAAAAAGGCUAGUGCGUGAUGUCGCGAAAGAGUACAACAUGAGCAAUGACGAACAAUUGGUGAAGGCUGUGAAGAAGUACCUGAGUGAGACGGUGAGCAGGUGCGAGAAGGACCCGGCUUUCUUCAAGGAAACAAAUCUGGCCACGUACGCCGUUGGAAUGAUCAAGUCCAUCGAAUCAUUGGAAAGCUUCGUUUCUGGGGCAAGGAUUCUGGACGUCCUCUUGAACUACGCCCUCACCGUAAAGGACAAGCGACCGCGUAGACUCACGGAAGAGAAGCAGAAGGCGCUCACAACAGACCUCAUAGGUUUGGCGUCCACCAGCCAUGUAGUCAAGAAAUUGCUGCAGGCGAUGGAUUCCACAAGCCCACACGGCGUGGCAAUGAGGGGGAUUGCCGCCAACAUAUUGGCGAACAUUGCCGGCAGGACUCCUCUGAUGCAAUUCCCACAAGUGAUCCAGAGCGUAGGCUCGCUGAUCGACAUCUCUCAGCAGCAACUUGAAGGGGAAUGUGCCGUCGCCAAGCUCCAAAGUGGACUACAGGAAGCUGCUUAUGGAGAAAGGCUUCGAUAUCCUUCACAAGCUCGCCGCCGACAAAGAAAACUGCAGAGCCAUAAGCAACUCCCAGGGCCUACGGUCCAAGGCUGUGGCGCCUGUACGCUCCGACCUGCUACAUCUCAUGGACCAUGAGGCAUGGUCGACCACCAUCGUAGACAAGUCGCUGCAAGUCAUGGCCAGCCUCGUGGCUUCUCCGGGAGAGACUGGUGCCCAGCUGCGUAACCAAAUCUCAAGUGACAAGGAAGUGAUCCAUGGCAUGGAGAGGAUCCUAAGAUGCUGUGGAUGCAGUGAACAUGUUCGCAUAUUAAGCAUUGAGAUUCUCACGCACCUGGCCAUGGAUGAGGAGGAGUCACUGCGUGUCAACAAGGAAAGCAGAGAAAAUUUUAUCAGGAUGCUCCCUUCCAUCCUCACUGAUGACGCCAAAGAAUGCUCCAUUAGAGAAUUGGCGGGUGAAGCACUGGUGAUGCUAAGUCAAAGUAAAAGCGACGCUGCCAUCAUCUUGAAGGCCAACGAUCAUAUUCUCCGUGAUCUCACUAAAAUCCUUUGAGACGUUGCAGCCAGCAACACAAAUCGAAUUAGUGCAGCAGAAACACUGAAUCAUCUCUACUUUCAUUACAAAGAGAAUGCGGCCUAUCUCAAGACACUCAAGGAACCCAUGGAGGACGUGAUACCAAAGGUUCUUCGAGAAAUACUACCUCUUGUGUUGAAAGGAAAUGAGACACAAGCAGAAAACGGAAGCCCAAGUUUUCCUUUGCUAGGUCCCACUGACAUUGAAGCCCAAGUUCGUGCUCUUCAAGAUGACGGCCGUACCAACAACACUUCAACUUGUCAGCAAAAUGAUGAGAAGAAAUUGCUCGCAGCUUUACUAUCUCUCACUGCGGCAAUAUUUGACAAAUUGAUCAGCCAACAUCCUAAUUUGUUUGAACUGGUUGAUAAAAUUUCCCCUGGAGAUUCUGCAACAAGCUUUGCCAACAAGCUCAACGGAAUGGUGCGGGAAAACAGUGAACCCAUGGCAGGUUGCCUGAGCAUAGUGAAGAAUGCCAGCAAGAUGGCCAUAUCAAUGCUGAACCACAAUGACAGCUACCUCAAAGAACACUUCUUGAUGAUCUUCAUACAAUCUUUGGCUGAUGCUUGCAAGAGCAUGUCAUGUCUCGAGAGUUCUAUGAUUUUAUAUAGUGCCAAUGGUGGCGCAGUGAAGCCUCACAAGACACUCGCUUCUCUACUGAAAGAAGCACAGGAACUUGCAGGCUCAAAGGAGCAACAAGAGCUGUGAACUACAUGAGCUAUGUUUGUCCCUGGAGGCUGGCCGAUUGGUUAGAAUAAUUUCGUGGAUCGGAUGAAAAAUAAAGUUGGCAGAACCAACUGCGGUAUGUAUGUGUGUCUGGGUUGGAAGGAACUGCUAUUGUGCUUAGUACGUAUGUGUGUCUGGGUUGGAAGGAACUGCUAUUGUUCUUAGUACGUAUGUGUGCCUGGGUUGGAAGGAACUGCUAUUGUGCUUAGUACGUAUGUGUGUCUGGGUUGGAAGGAACUGCUAUUGUUCUUAGUA
Molecule: messenger RNA, 2931 nt
Organism: Triticum dicoccoides
Lineage: Eukaryota; Viridiplantae; Streptophyta; Magnoliopsida; Poales; Poaceae
Exons: 5
Coding region: 213-1517 (434 amino acids)
Source: RefSeq, a predicted model, not a curated record